UUUGAGGUGGAGAGUGCAGAUGAGGAACUGAGGUUGAAGGAAUGCGAUUCACCCAAGGCUGCAAACCGAGUCAGCUGCUAAUGUGGGAUUUGAAAUAAAAGCAGCUACCCAGGGCUUCGAGGCUUCUCAUCGUAACCAGCUCCUCCUGCUGGUGGAGGGGGGCAUUACAUUGCUAGCCUAGGGAUUUUCUGGUUGAUUGAGAAGGUAAUGGCGAGUGGGAAGAAUCAAGGUCCAAGUGGAAGGCCCGAGGGCCAAACCCCAUGCUGCAACCAAGAUGCAGUCAGAAGGGAGGCUGGGGCCAAGUUGAAAGGUGAGGCCCUGAAAGAGAACCGACCUCCCCCUGACCAACUAAGGUCAGCCAGCCGGGACAAACCGUGGGCCUGCCCUGAUGGCACGUUUGUCAAAUUGGUCUUGGAGGCUGGUACAGGUGUGGAUAAGCCAAAAGAAGGUUCCAUCUGCCAGGUCUUCAUUGAGGCUGAGCCAGGAGGUCCCUUGAGCUACCCAUCUCACAGCUGGGCUGAGGUGGAGCUUGGUGCAGGUGACGCCGAAUGGGAUGGAGCCAUGGACCGUUGCCUGGAGACCAUGCUGACUGGAGAACGAGCAGAACUGAGGCUAACGGGAGGCGGCAGCAUUAUUGUCCAGCUGGCCAGCUUCACGCAGACCAAGGACUCCUGGGAGAUGAGUGCCAGCGAGAAGUGGAACCUGGUCAUCCGCAACAAAGAGCACGGCGGCAAGCUCUACCGGGCUACAGGGAUAUGCGGCCACGAAGCGUGACCAGGCGCUUUCACAGCCAAGGCCACCAAGAAGGCUGCUGGUGGCAGCUGCUACUUGCAAAGCCCAGACUAUGACCAGAUUAAAGCUGAGCUCCACGCCAACCUGGCCGCCUGUCAGCUGAGACUGCGCCAGCCGGCCAACGCUGCUUGCAACUGUACCAAGACGUUGGCAUUGCAGCCAACCAACACUAAGGCACUGUUUCGACGCGGCUUAGCUUACGAUGCCAUGAAUGACCUGGAGGGGGCAGCGCAAGAUCUGAAAGAUGUGUUACGCGUGGAGCCAGGGAACCGGGCAGCCCGACGGGAGCUAGACAGGGUAAUGGAGAGGAUAAAGGCACGGGACGCCAAACUGGCGCGAGCCAUGCAGAAAAUGUUUGGUUGAAUAAAAGGAUUAACCCACA
Molecule: messenger RNA, 1174 nt
Organism: Sphaerodactylus townsendi
Lineage: Eukaryota; Metazoa; Chordata; Lepidosauria; Squamata; Sphaerodactylidae
Gene: FKBPL
Product: FKBP prolyl isomerase like
Exons: 3
Molecular function (GO): protein binding
Source: RefSeq, a predicted model, not a curated record